This is a messenger RNA of Oncorhynchus kisutch (coho salmon), 1896 nucleotides long. Its product is annotated as immunoglobulin superfamily DCC subclass member 3-like. Gene Ontology annotation, molecular function: protein binding. Bases 1 to 1896 code for a protein of 631 amino acids. The transcript is spliced from 12 exons. The record is from RefSeq and is a predicted model, not a curated record. NCBI's taxonomy places the organism in Eukaryota, Metazoa, Chordata, Actinopteri, Salmoniformes, Salmonidae. Gene Ontology annotation, biological process: cell-cell adhesion.
AUGGAUCUGGGAGAAAGGGAGCGGCCAUCUCGAGGGGUCAAGGUGGGGCAGGGGUUUUUGAGUCUGUUUGCCCACAAAAAGAUGAAGAAAAUGGGGAAGACUUGCCGUGUCAGCGGGGUCAACUUCGAGAGGGGAAUGGGAUACAGAGGGCAUAGGACGGGAAACUUGGUGUAUGAAUGGAUUAGAGACAGGCAAGGCUCCAGCCAUGACAUGCUCAGUGCCCCUGUACAAAAUGUAUGUGGUGCCAAGGAGCUGGCAUUCCUAUUGGAGCCCAGCGACGUCAUCGCUGUGCGGGAUCGACCGCUGAUGCUGGACUGCCGGGUGGAGGGCGAGGGUACCAUCUCGAUCACGUGGCGCAGGAACGGGGUACCCGUGGUAGUGGAGGAGCGGGUACAGGUGCUGCCCAACGGGACCCUCUUCAUUCAGAGCUUCCAGAAACGACUAGAGAGAGGCGGAAGUGAGACGGACGUUGGAGAGUACGACUGCGCUGCCCAGAACCGCUUUGGCAUGCUGGUCAGCCGCAAGGCCCGGGUUCAGCUUGCAUUUCUCCCUAAGUUCCAUACCCACCCAGAGUCCAUGUCAGUGGACGAUGGCGGUGUGGCUCGCUUCAAGUGCCAGGUCAACAGUGUGCCUGAGGCCAACAUCACCUGGGAGAGGGACAGAAACCCACUCAGUACCACCGACAACAGGUACACUCUCCUGCCCAUGGGUAUCCUCCAGGUGACUGGUGUGAGGCGGAUCGACGCUGGGGUGUACCGUUGUGUGGCCUCCAACAUCGCCAACACACGCUUCAGCCACGAGGCUGUGCUCAAUGUGACCGGUGGGGCUUCCAGGAUCUACAAGGAGCCAGUUAUCCUCUCUGGGCCCCAGAACCUGACCAUCACUGUCCACCAGACAGCCAUUUUGGAGUGCAUCGCCACAGGGAAUCCCCGGCCCAUCGUGUCUUGGAGCAGGCUGGAUGGGCGCUCCAUCGGGGUGGAGGGCAUCCAGGUGUUGGGCACUGGAAACCUGAUGAUCUCGGACGUGUCGCUGGAGCACUCGGGGGUGUACGUGUGCGCCGCCAACCGCCCCGGGACCAGGAUGAGGCGUACCGCACUGGGAAGACUGGUGGUUCAAGCUCCCCCUGAGUUCAUGCAGUGGCCACAGUCUGUCUCGAAACCAGCGGGGGGCAGUGCUGUAUUCACCUGUGUGGCCCAGGGGGUCCCUGAGCCUCACCUCAUCUGGCUGAAGAAUGGCAAGAUCCUGAUGCCCAGCGACAACGUCAAGCUUACCAACAACAACAGCACCCUGGCCAUGACGCGCAUCACCUCGGAGGACGAGGCCAUCUACCAGUGCAUCGCUGAGAACAUGGCAGGCACCAACCAGGCUAGCGCCCGUCUGGCUGUGACCCUGGCCAAGGAUCUGCCCGACUCCCCCCAGGGCCUCACGGCCACAGCCCUCUCCCCCAGGGCCCUGCAGCUCACCUGGAUCCAACCGCCAGCCGAGAUCACCGACGGCAUCAUCGGCUAUGUGCUCCACAGCCGCAAGAUCGGAGAGCCGGACAACAGAGAGCUGCAGGAGGCAGUCAGUAAAACCACCUUCCAGCACAACUUUAUCAACCUGGAGCCAGCCACCACCUACUCCAUCUACCUCAAGGCCUACUCCCCACUGGGCGCCAGCCAGCAGUCCAGCACUGUGGUGGCCACAACACUAGGGGGCGUGCCCACUCCCCCUACCUUCUUCACCAAGGUGGUGAACUCCACUGCGGUCCAGGUGCUAUGGGAGCUCCCCAGCAAGCCUGGCAAGGCAGAAGGCUUCAGGCUCACCUACCGCAGGGUCCCGCACACCAACUUCCAAGGGCCAGUUCAGUUCCCCUGCCACGUCAAUGCCCACACCAUCUCCCGUCUUGGUGAGUGA